GAAAAUGUCGUUUUUUUUCAGAGCUGCAGACCCAACUCCGACGCUGUACCUGACUAUGCUUUCGUGAGACCUAACCCAUGCAAACGCGCCUUGAGGUCAUCAACGCUGAGUUCCUUGAAAUCCUUAGGCACGGCGCGGAACGCUAGCCGUCGCAACAUCCGCAUCCACUGCGGAGAUAUACGACAUACGACUGUGGCGUACUGCGCCACACGCUAACUCCAUCUGACUUUGAUAUCGAUUUAGAUCAUCGACUUCAUGACCAUCGCCGUUCACGAGUAACUCACCAAGCCACACCAACAAGCGAUCGGUGGAAUUUACUGUUUAGAAUUACAUAACCCCCUUCAUCAACUGCGAGAUAGCAGCGAACGAUCGAUCAUGCCUUCCGCAAGAACAUACAUCAAAGCCAUCACAGGAGGCGCAGUCCUCUGCAUAGGCGGCCCGGCACUUGUCAUGUGGGUGACGCCAACAGAAGAGGAGAUAUUCAAGAGAUACAGUCCAGAUCUUCAGAAGAAGGCCCUUGCACGCAGAGAGCAAACACAGCAGGAUUUCGAUAACUUUACGCGUCAGCUAAAAGAGGCGGCGCGAUCUGACAAACCUAUCUGGACUGCUCAGAAGGAGAUCGACGCACAGCGGUCAACGGAUGAACAGCAGCGUCUUAGGGAUGAGCGGGAUGCGUAUGCGGCUGAGUCGAGGAGAAGGCAGGCAGAGAUUAGGGCGAGUGGGAGUGGAUCGUGA
Messenger RNA from Dothidotthia symphoricarpi CBS 119687, 735 nucleotides. RefSeq names its product CBP4-domain-containing protein. Gene Ontology annotation, cellular component: mitochondrial membrane. Gene Ontology annotation, biological process: mitochondrial respiratory chain complex III assembly. The transcript is spliced from 4 exons. NCBI's taxonomy places the organism in Eukaryota, Fungi, Ascomycota, Dothideomycetes, Pleosporales, Dothidotthiaceae. Bases 376 to 735 code for a protein of 119 amino acids. The record is from RefSeq and is a predicted model, not a curated record.